This is a messenger RNA of Elephantulus edwardii (Cape elephant shrew), 1322 nucleotides long. It is a transcript of the gene GMPPB, whose product is annotated as GDP-mannose pyrophosphorylase B. Gene Ontology annotation, cellular component: cytoplasm. Bases 1 to 1083 code for a protein of 360 amino acids. Gene Ontology annotation, biological process: GDP-mannose biosynthetic process; cell wall mannoprotein biosynthetic process. The transcript has 9 exons. Lineage: Eukaryota; Metazoa; Chordata; Mammalia; Macroscelidea; Macroscelididae. The record is from RefSeq and is a predicted model, not a curated record. Gene Ontology annotation, molecular function: mannose-1-phosphate guanylyltransferase (GTP) activity; GTP binding.
AUGAAGGCACUCAUCCUAGUGGGAGGCUAUGGGACGCGGCUGCGACCGCUGACACUGAGCAUUCCGAAACCCCUGGUGGACUUCUGCAACAAGCCCAUCUUGCUGCACCAAGUAGAGGCGCUAGCCGCGGCUGGCGUGGACCAUGUGAUUCUGGCCGUGAGUUACAUGUCUCAGAUGCUGGAAAAGGAAAUGAAAGAGCAGGAGCAGAAGCUAGGAAUCCGCAUCUCAAUGUCUCAUGAAGAGGAGCCUUUGGGGACAGCUGGGCCUCUGGCAUUGGCCCGUGACCUGCUGUCUGAGACCGAAGAGCCCUUCUUUGUCCUCAAUAGUGAUGUGAUCUGUGAUUUUCCCUUCCAAGCCAUGGUGCAGUUCCAUCGGCACCAUGGCCAGGAGGGCUCCAUUGUGGUGACCAAGGUGGAAGAACCCUCCAAGUAUGGUGUGGUGGUGUGUGAGGCUGACACAGGCCGGAUUCACCGGUUCGUGGAGAAGCCGCAGGUGUUUGUGUCCAACAAGAUCAAUGCAGGCAUGUAUAUCCUGAACCCAGCAGUGCUGCAGCGGAUCCAGCUGCAGCCCACGUCCAUCGAGAAGGAGGUUUUCCCCGUCAUGGCUAAAGAGGGACAGCUGUAUGCCAUGGAACUGCCGGGCUUUUGGAUGGAUAUUGGGCAGCCCAAGGAUUUCCUCACUGGCAUGUGCCUCUUCCUCCAGUCACUGCGACAAAAGCAGCCUGAGCGGCUCUGCUCAGGCCCUGGUAUCGUGGGCAACGUACUGGUGGACCCAAGUGCCCGCAUUGGUCAGAAUUGCAGCAUCGGUCCCAACGUAAGCCUGGGCCCUGGUGUAGUGGUGGAGGAUGGCGUGUGUAUCCGACGGUGCACAGUACUGCGGGAUGCCCACAUCCGUUCUCACUCCUGGCUUGAGUCCUGCAUUGUGGGCUGGCGCUGCCGAGUGGGCCAGUGGGUACGCAUGGAGAAUGUGACAGUGCUGGGCGAGGACGUCAUAGUUAACGAUGAGCUUUACCUCAACGGGGCCAGUGUGCUGCCCCACAAGUCUAUUGGCGAGUCAGUGCCGGAGCCUCGAAUCAUCAUGUGAGGGUGUGCCAUGGGGCUGGUGGAGCUCCUGCUUCCCCGUCAGCAAGGGAAACACAUGUUCGGAAGCCCUGGACUCGUUGCCAUCUGUCUGAGGAGGAUUGGAUAAGGACACCUGCUGUUGGACACCUGCCUUAUAUGGAUGUAUCUGGCAGGAUACCUGCUGGGUAAACCCCACAAAUCUCAUUCCUCAAUAAGCCCAGGGCCAGGGCUGUAUGGAAUAAUAAUUUAAUGUUCACUGUG